AUGUUUUACCUUAAACCAGGGGAAAUUAUACCUACUACUCCUGCUCCUCCUACUAAUACUACGACUACUACUCAGUCAACGACAAAACCAACAACAGUAACAGCACAACCGCAGGUAGACGUGUUAUCGACGACGACGACGACUACAACGACAACAAAAUCGUCUGACACAACAACACCAACCUAUGAUGGAGUACCUACAUACAGUUUUGUUGAAUUUUCUCUGGCAACGAGACCGUCAACAGCAAUCGCACCGGUUAUGCUACCACUCGUUUCUACCAAAUUCAAUGUUAAAUCAAAUUUAUAUAAUCAAGUUAAUGAUACACCAGUUGAAUGGAUUGAAGAAUAUGCCAAUACAAGUUCACCUGGUUAUGCUAAUUUAAAAUCAAAAUAUUGUGAUUUAUUAACAUACUACUUAAAACAAGGUGAUAGUAAUGCAGCAGAUGGUGCAAGUUGUGAACAAGUGACUUUUACACCAGUAACUAGUACUAGACCAGAUGGUACAGUGGUACGAACUGUAAAAGGUGAUUCAACGAUUAAUGUACCGACAACAACAGGAACACAAUUAACGGGUAGUCAACUUUAUGGAUUAUUUAUAAAUGGAUAUAAUAAAACUAGUACAGCACCAUCAUCUAUUAAACUAAAUGCAUUAGAUGUUCAACGCACUUCAGGUACAGUUACAUGUUCACAAUUUACUAAUCCAUGUGGAGAACAUGCCACAUGCCGUGAUUCUCCUCCAGGAAUUACUUGCUUUUGUAAUUCUAUGUGGAAAGAUAUGAAUCCAAAUGAUCCUGGAAAACAAUGUGCUUUACAUCCAGCUGCAAUUGCAUUAAUUGUUUUAGCAUCAUUACUAUUAUUGGCUGCAUUGAUCUUAUUACUUAUUUGUUUAUUACGUAGACGUCGACGAAGGAAUAGUUCCAUUUUAGCAUCAACUGAUUUAGCAACAUUGAAUAAAUUAAAAGAAACUAAAUCAUGGAAAUCAAAAUUAGAUAAAAAUAAAAUUCAACUUGAUGGAGAUCAGUCCAUUUCAAUGGCUCGUGCUUCAGUGACAGAUAGCCCAAUAGCAUUAACAUCUAUUCCAGCGUCGCCAAUUCCACUAACAGGCUUACCAAUGCCACUUACUCCAACAGCGAGUAACAUGAUUGACGGUCUUCCACAAAGAGUUGGAAGGCCAAUUCCACUAACAGGCUUACCAAUGCCACUUACUCCAACAGCGAGUAACAUGAUUGACGGUCUUCCACAAAGAGUUGGAAGUGCAUUGCCUCUUACAGGAACUGCACCCCCCUUGUCUGCGCUCAGAGGUAGUAUGCCGAUUAUCGGCAUUCAACAAAUUCCAGCAUCGCCAAUUCAACCAACAGGUUUACCAAUGCCACUUACUCCAGUAGGAAGUAACAUGACUGGUGGUCUUCAAAAAAUAGUUGGAACUCAAAUGUUAACAACAAACAUGCAAAUUCCUAAAUCUCCAGUUAUAACCAACAUGUUAACCAACGCAUCAGGAAGUUUACCACAGAAUUCUAUGAUUCCUUCAACAACAAUUCCACAGAAUAAUCUAUCAACCAAUUUGAAUAUUUUCAAUUUUGAAAAUUUAGAUAAAAUUUGA
Messenger RNA from Schistosoma guineensis, 1599 nucleotides. NCBI's taxonomy places the organism in Eukaryota, Metazoa, Platyhelminthes, Trematoda, Strigeidida, Schistosomatidae. The record is from the annotation of a GenBank genome assembly.